Messenger RNA from Dipodomys ordii (Ord's kangaroo rat), 3175 nucleotides. It is a transcript of the gene Cpxm2, whose product is annotated as carboxypeptidase X (M14 family), member 2. Gene Ontology annotation, biological process: proteolysis. Bases 1 to 1974 code for a protein of 657 amino acids. NCBI's taxonomy places the organism in Eukaryota, Metazoa, Chordata, Mammalia, Rodentia, Heteromyidae. The transcript is spliced from 14 exons. The record is from RefSeq and is a predicted model, not a curated record. Gene Ontology annotation, molecular function: metallocarboxypeptidase activity; zinc ion binding.
AUGGAAGGGAAAAAUGGCAACAGAAAAGGCCGGAGAAGCAAGGGUGUUGAGAAGGCUGCCAGCGACGAUUACAGUGUUCCGGUGGCCCCAGAAGAUCUCAGAGAGAGUUGCCCUCCUCUUGGCUUGGAAACCUUGAAAAUCACAGACUUCCAGCUCCAUGCCUCCACAACAAAGCGCUAUGGCCUCGGAGCCCAUCGGGGGAGACUCAACAUCCAGGCAGGCAUUAACGAGAACGACUUUUAUGACGGGGCAUGGUGUGCGGGCAGGAACGACCUCCAUCAGUGGAUUGAAGUGGACGCUCGGCGCCUGACCAGGUUUACAGGAGUCAUCACACAAGGAAGGAGCUCGCUCUGGCUGAGUGACUGGGUGACAUCCUAUAAAGUCAUGGUGAGCAAUGACAGCCAUUCCUGGGUCACUGUUAAGAAUGGAUCUGGAGACAUGAUAUUUGAAGGCAACAGCGAGAAGGAGAUCCCGGUGCUCAAUGAGCUACCCGUCCCCAUGGUGGCCCGCUACAUCCGCAUAAAUCCCCAGUCUUGGUUUGAUAACGGGAGCAUCUGUCUGAGGAUGGAAAUCCUUGGCUGCCCCUUGCCAGAUCCUAAUAACUAUUAUCACCGACGCAAUGAGAUGACUACCACUGAUGACCUGGAUUUUAAACAUCACAACUAUAAGGAAAUGCGCCAGUUGAUGAAGGUUGUGAACGAAAUGUGUCCCAAUAUCACCAGAAUUUACAACAUUGGAAAAAGCCACCAGGGCCUAAAGCUAUAUGCUGUGGAGAUCUCUGACCACCCCGGGGAACAUGAAGUUGGUGAGCCGGAGUUCCAUUACAUCGCUGGAGCCCACGGCAAUGAGGUGUUGGGCCGUGAGCUGCUGUUACUGCUACUGCAGUUCCUGUGUCAGGAGUACCUGGCCCAGAAUGCACGCAUUGUGCACCUGGUAGAAGAGACCCGGAUCCAUAUCCUCCCCUCCCUCAAUCCUGAUGGCUACGAGAAGGCCUGCGAAGGGGGCUCAGAGCUGGGAGGCUGGUCCCUGGGACGUUGGACUCAUGAUGGGAUUGACAUCAACAACAACUUUCCUGAUUUAAACACACUGCUCUGGGAGGCAGAGGAUCGUCAGAAUGUCCCAAGGAAAGUUCCCAACCACUACAUUGCCAUCCCUGAGUGGUUUCUGUCUGAAAAUGCCACGGUGGCCAUGGAGACCAGAGCAGUCAUCUCUUGGAUGGAAAAGAUCCCUUUUGUGCUGGGUGGCAACCUGCAGGGGGGCGAGCUGGUGGUGGCAUACCCCUAUGACAUGGUGCGGUCCCCGUGGAAGACCCAGGAGCACACCCCUACGCCAGACGAUCACGUGUUCCGCUGGCUGGCGUACUCCUAUGCCUCCACUCACCGUCUCAUGACAGAUGCCCGGAGGAGGGUGUGCCACACAGAAGACUUCCAGAAGGAGGAGGGAACCAUCAACGGUGCUUCCUGGCAUACCGUUGCUGGAAGUCUGAAUGAUUUCAGCUACCUUCAUACAAACUGCUUUGAGCUGUCCAUCUAUGUGGGCUGUGAUAAAUACCCGCAUGAGAGCGAGCUGCCUGAAGAGUGGGAGAACAAUCGAGAAUCUCUGAUCGUAUUCAUGGAACAGGUUCAUCGUGGCAUCAAAGGUAUGGUGAGAGAUUUACAUGGAAAAGGGAUUCCCAAUGCCAUUAUCUCCGUAGAAGGCGUUAACCAUGACAUCCGAACAGCCAGUGACGGGGAUUACUGGCGCCUGCUGAACCCAGGAGAGUACGUGGUCACUGCGAAGGCAGAAGGCUUUACCGCCUCCACCAAGACCUGCAUGGUUGGCUACGACAUGGGGGCCACGCGGUGUGACUUUACGCUCAGCAAGACCAACCUGGCCAGGAUCAGAGAGAUCAUGGAGAAGUUUGGGAAGCAGCCCGUCAGCCUGCCCGCCAGACGACUGAAACGACGGGGAAGGAAGAGACGGCAGCGUGCGUGACCCUCCAGGACCCUUGCGAUGCCUCCCAGACCCUGCAAAGGAAAUCUACCCCAGUAGUAGCUCUGUAGAGGACCUGCUCCCUGUUUUGUCUGUAAUUCAAGGAGCCCCUGGGAGCAGGUGCACAUUGCUAUGCAGGCCCGGAGGGUCUGUCCCCAUUUAUCCAAAGACCUUGGAUAGAGCAGCAGAGAGCAGCUGGUGGGAGAAAGUCAACCUGGGACUCUGAGAGAGAGAGAGAGGAGGCUCCUGGCAGCCCAGGAAAGAAAACCAGCCCCACUCUAUCUCCCCACCUCCCUUCCGUGACAUCAAGAAUUCCCCCGUGCAUUGUGCAUUUGCAGUUGGCACGGCUGACAUUGCAGACCCCUGCUGACCCUGUGUUGCCAUUUGAGAAGCUCUCUAUCCCCUGGCCUGGGGACAUGCCGGGCUGCUACAAACACAUUUGUCGUUCUGUUGACAAUAGAGGCUUUACUAAGUGAGCAUCAGCGUGCCCCAUGAAUCAGCUUAGUUUUCUUUUUUGUAACAAAGGUCAUGUCCAUCCUAAGGGAGAGUGCAGAGAUAAUUUGAGAGGGAUUAUUGGCUAGCGGGCCUCAUGGGGCUUGUUGCGUGCAACUCCAGGAACCUUGCUUCCCCUUCUCCCACCCCACCCCCACAACUCCCUGCUGGUCCAGUCAUCCCAGAGGCUCUGCAAUUGGGAGAGCCUAGUGUGUCAGCAUUCCGAAGGGCCAGGCAAGUGAGCCUGAUCUCCUCUGAGGCUGGCUAGGACUUGGAAAGUGAGAGGAGGAGGCUGACCUGAGCAGGGCUUGUCUUGUGGGUGUGGGCUGCCCCUCCAAGGUCUCCUCCGAGGUAGCCCUGCUUGGCUCUUUUCAGAAACAAAGAAUCCCACACGUUUUCGAGUUUUUCUUCUGCAUUUGUAGCUAAGAGAAGUCAGAAAGCCACACACUGAUGGCUUUUCAUGCAAUAACCCACCCUCCCAAGAUGGUGGAGGGGAGUUUUCUGAUGUGUAGAAUGCCAGUUCUCCCAAGUUAGGCAACAAAUAUUGGGUGAAAAACGCUUAGGAUUGUCUUGUAGAGCACUGGUUUGGGAAGGGUUCAUGACUUAAUCAUCAAUCUACGGAAACAGUUUGUAUCUCACUUUUUCUUCAUGUGGCUGCCUCCAUGACUCGAAAAGAGCGAAAAAGAAAAUAAAGAAAGCAAAUGGUAGUGAU